CACACACACACACACACACACACACCUUGUCAUAAUAGUGUCCAGGUGGGUCUGUCAGAGGAGACUUGGGUCCCUGGACAGAGGACACGUCUGGACCUAAAUGGAGUCCACCCUCCUUGAAGCUCCAGGUGGAGCUGGCACUGCAGAUGACCAGCAGCCAGCUGCGACCACUCCUGCUGGUUUGCAGCCCCCUGCAGAGGUAGCGGAGCCUGUCGACCUGGGCAAGGUGGAGGGAGAUGAGAGUCAGCCCGGAGGCCCUGCAGGAGCAGGACAUGGACAGGAGCUGUACUCAUUUGACAGCUCUCUGUCCUCCUCGGACAGUGAGGAUGAGGGUAUCGGGAAGAGAGACAAGAAGAAGAAGAAGCUGAAGAAGAAGAAGAAGAAGAAAGAUUCCAGCUCGUCGUCUUCGUCUUCCUCCUCCUCCUCCUCCUCCUCCUCCUCCUCCUCUUCGUCCUCCAGUAGCUCUUCGGAUAGUGACAGCGAGGAUGACAAGAAGAAGAAGAAGAAAAAGGAGAAGAAGAAGAAGGAUGAGCAGAAAGAGUACGUCUGGGACAGUGUUAUCAUAUCUCAGGCUGGUCCCGAUGGCAAAACGGAGCUGCAGACUGUCGAAGGUCUGAAGAUGAGCCAGGGUUUCAGCUCAUGUGAUGACGAGGAUGACAAGAAGAAAGAGAAGAAGAAGAAGAAGAAGAAGGACAAGAAGAAGAAGAAGAAAAAGAAGAAGGAUUCGUCCUCUUCCUCUGACAGUUCAUCCUCUGACAGUGAGGAUGAAAAGAAGAAGAAGAAAAAGGAGAAGAAGAAAAAGAAAAAGAAGAAGAAGAAGAAGAAGAAGGACUCCAGCUCUUCUUUCUCAGAUAGCUCCUGCUCUUCAUCAUCAUCCUCUUCCGACAGCGAGGAUGAUAAGAAGAAAAAGAAAAAGAAAAAAAAGGACAAGAAGAAGAAGAAAAAGAAGGACAAGAAAAAGGAUUCCAGCUCUUCAUCUUCAUCCUCAUCUUCAGACAGUGAUAAAGAUAAGAAGAAGAAGAAGAAGAAGAAGAAGGACAAGAAGAAGAAGAAAGAUAAGAAGAAGGUACAAAUGCCUAUCUUGUUUUUGAGAAAUGGCCAUCAUGUGAACCUCGCAGGGCAUUUCACUUUUUGGAGCUCAGUUUUUACACCAUCAUGCAUCAGUUAUGAACAGUAUUAAACUCCAUUU
Molecule: messenger RNA, 1189 nt
Organism: Chelmon rostratus (copperband butterflyfish)
Lineage: Eukaryota; Metazoa; Chordata; Actinopteri; Chaetodontiformes; Chaetodontidae
Product: cylicin-1
Exons: 10
Coding region: 101-1180 (359 amino acids)
Source: RefSeq, a predicted model, not a curated record